This is a messenger RNA of Corticium candelabrum, 1532 nucleotides long. RefSeq names its product regulator of microtubule dynamics protein 1-like. Lineage: Eukaryota; Metazoa; Porifera; Homoscleromorpha; Homosclerophorida; Plakinidae. The record is from RefSeq and is a predicted model, not a curated record. The transcript is spliced from 10 exons. Gene Ontology annotation, cellular component: cytoplasm; spindle microtubule; mitochondrion. The coding region runs from base 4 to 1236 and encodes 410 amino acids. Gene Ontology annotation, molecular function: microtubule binding.
AAAAUGCACUCCGAUGGAUUUGCGUUUGGAAUGGUUUUGGGAAUAGGAGGUGGAGUUGCAUUGACUGUCGGUGUUUCUAGUUUGGUUAGGAGAUUGACCUGUGAGAGGUCUCUUCAGCAAAAUGUACAGUCACCGUCUCUCGUUCAGUCUGUAAAUGGACUAGCCAAUGAGCUGAGGCAGCUGAGGAAUCUUGUAGCUACUUUAGAGAGACAAUUUGAGGCAUAUCUUGGUUUGUACGAAAGACAGCGUUCUGUAGCAAAUACGGAAAGAGCUGCCAUUACCAUUCCCACGUCUACACGUGACAAGAGUGGACACACACACGACACACAGAAUGCUAUAAACAGAACAACAGGUACAGGUGCUGAAGAGAGAGAUGAAGAGGAGAGUAGCAGUGAUGAUAACGAGUUUUAUGAGAUUCCUAGCGAGUUUCCUGCAAGUGAUCACCAAAAUGAGGACGAGGAAGAAGAGAUUAACGUGGAAGAUGAAGAAGCAAGAGAUACUCAGAAAUUGGAAUUGUUUCUUGAAGAAAUUGACCGGUUGAGUGAAGAUUGCACAGACUAUGAUGAAAGCCAAUGUAGAGCUUACACCCUGCUGAUGGAGAAAAGACAAGAAAUAUGUGACCAUCCUGCCCUUUUAUGGCGACAGGCAAGAGCUAAUUUUGGACUGUGUGAAGUGAAGAAGAAACAAGCAAAUACAAAACAAGAGAGAAAAGACUUGUUAUAUGAAGGAAUUGAAUUUGCUAAAACAGCUUUAGCCUUGGAUGAUUCAAUAUGGCAGACGCACAAAUGGUUGGCUAUUACUACAGGGUCGACUGCAGAGUUUGAAGGUACACAGAAGAAGAUUCAGAAUGGCUAUGUGUUCAAGGAGCACAUUGAUCGUGCACUAGAACUGAAAGGAGAUGAUCCUAACUUGUGGCAUUUGCUUGGUCGUUGGUGCUUUGAGGUGGCCUCACUCUCAUGGUGGGAGAAGAAAGGAGCAGCUGCCUUGUAUGCCACUCCACCAGAGUCAACAUACGAACAAUCACUAGAAGCAUUUCUCAAGGCUGAAGAGUUAAAGCCAAACUUUUGGAAAACAAAUCAGUUAUUUUUAUGCAAGUGUUAUACGAAGUUAGGAGACAAUGUCAAGGCUAAGGAAUGGUUGCUGAAAGCAAAUGACCUUGCUGUUGUUACACAAGAGGACACAGAAACACAACAGGAAGUGCAGAAGCUUUUGUCUACCUUCGAGCAUGAAUUAUGAAUAAAGAAUGUGAGUACCUUGUCAUGGCAACUGGUUACAGGUUUUAAUUAACCUACUGUUGCUCUGAUUGGAUACAUUUUUGACUGAUGACAGCAUUGUCAAACAUCUUGAUAUAAUUGAGCAGAAUUCCAAGUGCACUAGUGACACCAUAAUUACAUGUAAAUUGUCACUUCUUGUUUUCUGUAUUGAGUACAUCAUGAUGUUGACUAUAGUGAUACCCCAACUUAAUGCUUUCAAAAUGUUUUCUCAAUCAAAUUGUUCUAUUUUAAAUUCUAAAUCAAACAUGUAAUAUGGAU